AUGGGAAUUUUGUCAAAAUUCAAUAGAAUUUUGAAUAAUCAUCCCAUGAUGACUCAAAUGAUAGUUUCUGGAGGAAUCGUCGCAACUGGAGAUAUUAUUGCACAAUAUAUAGAAGAAAAACAAAAAUGGGACAAAAUUCGAACUUUUCGAUUCGCUACUCUUGUUGGAUGUUGUAUUGUUCCAUUUCAAAGUGCUUGGUAUAGAUAUUUACAAUGUGUUCAACACUCUAAUUUACAUUUGAAAGUUGCGAAACGACUAGCCUAUGAUCAACUUGUGUUCAGUCCACUACUCAAUAUUCUAAUUUUGACUGGUUUGCCAUUAGCAGAAGGAUAUUCGUGGAAACGAUCAAUUGAAAUUAUGAAAGAGGAGUGGCUCGAUAUUUUUAUAGAUAGUUUGAAACUUUGGCCAGCUGUUCAGAUUAUUAAUUUCUACUUCGUACCCUUGAAUUAUAGGGUCUUGCUUAUUCAAUUUGUUGGACUAGUCUGGAGCACAUAUUUAUCAUUGAAGACUUCUAGAAAACUGCAAUGA
This is a messenger RNA of Caenorhabditis angaria, 528 nucleotides long. NCBI's taxonomy places the organism in Eukaryota, Metazoa, Nematoda, Chromadorea, Rhabditida, Rhabditidae. The record is from the annotation of a GenBank genome assembly.